This is a messenger RNA of Fibroporia radiculosa, 1671 nucleotides long. RefSeq lists its product as uncharacterized. Bases 1 to 1671 code for a protein of 556 amino acids. Lineage: Eukaryota; Fungi; Basidiomycota; Agaricomycetes; Polyporales; Fibroporiaceae. The record is from RefSeq and is a predicted model, not a curated record. Gene Ontology annotation, biological process: proteolysis. The transcript is spliced from 8 exons. Gene Ontology annotation, molecular function: tripeptidyl-peptidase activity; serine-type endopeptidase activity.
AUGUUCCCAAUCCUUCUUGUCGCUCUUUCCAGCUUCGUCGUCUGUAAUGCCAUCCCCCUGAGCCUUCAAGUUUCGCGUCGCAACCUUGUCGUACACGAAUCUCGCGAGGAUGCCCCGAGCGGUUUUGCGCUCAGCACACCUGCUUCGCCCGACUCGGUUCUGAGCUUGCGGUUAGCGCUAGUACAAAGCGAUACCGACGGUCUUAUCAGCGCACUGAAUGAUGUUGCGAACUUUGUUACACCAUCAGCAGCCACUGUGUCUGCGGUGGUCGAUUGGCUGACCGAGAACGAGUUAAAUGCGACCGUCUUGUCGCCUGUGGGCGACUGGCUCUCACUCGACAUCCCUGUAAACAAAGCAAACGAACUCCUCGCUGCCAACUACUCUGUUUAUGUAAACGCGCAGACAGGGUUGCAGACCAUCCGUACACUCUCUUAUUCCAUUCCUGAAGAUCUGCAGGAACAUCUCGCAUUGGUUCACCCAACCGUCACAUUCCCUUCGAAUAAACAGCACGCGCCGAUCUUUCUAGCUUCACCUAAAUCUGUAACGCGAGAUGUACAGGACCUGGUCAACGCCACUGCCGUGUGCGGGUACGGCUUGGCCGCCUGGAUGAAUCCCGGCUGCCUGCAGUAUUUAUACAAUAUACCCAUAAGCCCUGCCACGAACCCUCUGAACAAGAUUGCCGUCACUGGGUAUGAUGAGGAGUAUGCCCAGCAAGCAGAUUUGGAGAAAUUCUUGGCCGACUACCGCCCAAACAUAAGCUCGACUGCCAAAUUCACCUUGGAGUCAGUAGAAGGCGGAGUAAAUCCUCAAAACAGUUCACAAGCAGGGUCCGAAGCGAAUCUGGACACUCAGUACGUUGUUGGCCUCGCCACGAAUGUUUCGACCCAAUUUAUUUCUGUUGGAGGAGACUUUUUUGAUGCUCUUCUUGAUACCGCCAACUUUCUAGCAGGCGUCGACGCUCCUCCCUAUGUCCUCUCGACUAGUUACGGAGACAAUGAGGACGCAAUAUCGCAGCGUUUAGCUAUCAACAUCUGCAAUGCAUAUGCUCAACUCGGCGCUCGUGGUAUAUCUGUUCUGUUCUCAUCUGGGGAUGGGGGUGUUUCGGGUAAUAAAAAUUCGGAAUGCACGUCCUUUGUGCCCACGUUCCCUUCCGGUUGUCCCUACAUUACUUCCGUUGGUGCCACUACACAGCUUCCUACCGAGAUUGGUGCAGAUUUCUCCAGUGGUGGUUUCUCUAACUACUGGGGUACACCAUCUUACCAGACCACUGCUGUCUCUGCCUAUCUCGACAAGCUUGGUUCCAACAACACAGGCCUCUUCAACGCAUCUGGCCGCGCUUACCCCGAUGUCUCUGCAUACGGCACAAACUUCGAGAUCUACAACGAAGGCAAUCUGCUCAUCACGUCAGGCACAAGCUGCUCGACGCCGACUUUUGCCAGCAUUGUUGCUCUCCUGAACGACCAGCUUACUACAGCUGGGAAGAGCCCACUCGGAUUCUUGAACCCUUUGCUUUACUCGAACCUUUCCUCCAGUCUCACUGAUAUCGUAGACGGCAACAACCUUGCUUGCAGCAAUGGCACAACUGGAUUUUAUGCUACAGAGGGCUGGGAUCCGGUUACUGGCCUUGGGACUCCUAACUUCACUGCUCUGGCCACCGCCCUUGGGUUGUGA